This is a messenger RNA of Pyrenophora tritici-repentis Pt-1C-BFP, 1317 nucleotides long. NCBI's taxonomy places the organism in Eukaryota, Fungi, Ascomycota, Dothideomycetes, Pleosporales, Pleosporaceae. The record is from RefSeq and is a predicted model, not a curated record.
AUGCACGGCAAAUGUACACAUCUGGAAGAAUGGCCUCUUAAGGUGGAUGGCAACUUGAAUGACUGGUUCACAUAUGUCUUUGGAGAUUCAAGUACUAGCCCGGCGAUGCAGACUGCUACGGAAACGACUGGUGGUAAUGUUGCUAUUUCGUUCGAGCCAUCGACAGACCAGCCUACACCAACCACGGAACCAAGUUCGACAGAUGCUGGUACUUCAGCAAAACCGAGUAGCAAUGCUGCAAAUACCUCAACUUCAGCAGCAAAUAGCUCUCCACCGCAACAAUCAUCGCAGUCAGGCGACGGACCUCCAGCUGCUAUCCCCGCAAAUCCGACAGAGACUACCGUAUCGACAGACCAAGGCCAACCUACGACUGCACCUGCAUCAGCGUCAAAUAACGAUCAACCAGGCCAAAGUUCUGGACAGGCAAAUACAGAUACCGCCCACGCACAUGCCCAACCCACGACCACUUUCGGCCCCAACAACUCAACUACCGGUCCUGCAGACCCGCCAGCAUUCGGUACGGCCACCAUCGCCGGAACAGCAGCUGGCGGCACAGUCGGCCUCGCCCUCAUCGCCGGUCUGAUCUACUUCCUCAUGCGCCGCCGCGAACGCAAAGUCUUCAAGCCCUCUCCAGCAAACAUGUGGGAUCCGACACACAACACCGACCGCAAGCCCACUCUCCCCGUCCUCCAAGACGACACAAAUUACAAUCGAUACAGCGAAGCCACGCAGCCCCAGAUGAACAAAGCCGAACUCUACAGUAACGCUCUACUGCCUCCCCCACAGCAAACACCCAUCCAUAACGCAUUCAAGACCCCAGACCCAGGAUACCCUCACGAUGGAGGAGCUGCAGGAGCUAACCGUUACUAUCAACCACCCCCUCAGAACCAGCACCACGGAAACUUCGACACCAGAUUCCCCGAACUACCCGCUCAUCCCACCCAUCAACCCAUGUCAUCGCCUACAUCCCCCGUCUCAAGCUUGUCAACACCACACAUCUGGACCGCCGCAAACACCCCGACUUUUCGCCUCAGCAACCCGGAUGCGCGCAGUGACGGCGUGAGGAGUCCUGUCAGCGAGUUGGGUGCAAAUGAGGUGUUGCAGUCUACAAGGUCAGCGGAGUUGAGUGGAGAGGAGAUUCGUGCUGGUAAUAGUGCGACGACGCCUGUGGAGUUGCAUGAGGAGAGUUUGAAGCCGGAGAGGGUUGGGCUGAGGAAGAGUGGGGGUGGUGGGGGGUCUGGGGCUGUGGAGAUGGAGGGAGAGGGUAUGAGGAAUGGGAAUGGGGGAAGUAAGGCGGGGGUUUCUACGAACUUCUAA